CGCGAGGAGGCGGGCUAAGGCUGCAGCGUCACGAUACGACGGACCGGCAGGCGCACGGAGUGGCUGUGGCUGUGGUGGUGGUGGUGGUGGGAAUGUUGGGGGGAGGGACCUGGGGUACAGAGAGAGAGAACACGCGGACUUGGGGCUGUAGUCAGUUUGAGAGGCAGUUGGAGACCGUGCGGGCGGGCUGAGGCUGGCCACGGAGCGCGGUACUUUUCACACUGACAGCCACGCAGACGGCGACAAGGGGGGUGUGUGGGAGGAUCAGGAGGUGGAGGAGGAGGAGGGCAAGAGACCCUGGGCCUGCGCGCGAGAGGCGGGCGGGACUCAUCCGGCGGCUUGGUUCCUUCUGUCAUUCAGUAAACUUGCGGCUCACUCACUCACUCACUCGCUCUCCCACCCCACCCUUGUCCCUCCACCUUCGCACCCCUCCACCUCACAACACCCUCAGUAGUUACUCGCCUCUGGCCUGGCAGCCAGCCGGCCGGCCGCACGGUAGUUACCAGGCCAGCUGACGACCUGAUCGGCUGACUUCGCGCUGAUCGCCCACCAGUCGCGGAUCACGGGAAGGCAGCAUGGAAAAAAAAAGUGUUCAGAGCAGGCCGCACUUGACAUCUGGGGUGUGAUUUAAAAACAAGCAUCGAGAAGAUUGGAGAGAGGGAGAGCAGCAGCCUCCCGGUGGAUGUAGCGGGAGUGUUUGGUGCGGUGAUGACAGGAGAAUGAGGCCUCGACCGCUGCUCCCACCUGUUAAUACUCGCUGACUGACCUGCAGGUAAAAGGUGAGAGGAGAGAAGAGAUGGAUAGGUGUCACUUACGUGCAGUGUGGUCACAGCUGUGAGAGAGAGAGAAGGCUGUUGGAGGAUUGAGAGUUGAGAGUGGCUCAUCGUUCCCAUGGCAAGCAGACGACAACAACGCGUUAGUUACUACCGCCAGCACAGCAGCGGCAGCGACGACGGCAGCCCUCUGAUGGUCACCCCGCCUUCCUCGCCCUCCCAGGAGUGUAAAGGAGUGUCCCUUCUGGAGACUCCCACGCGGAAGAACAAGCGGAAGCUCAGCGAACCGCGGAAGAGAGGCGGCGCGGAUUUCAGUGUCAAGCGUUUGUGUCCGGACUCCCCCGACGGGGGGAGCGCCAUGUCCGAGAGCGCCUGCAGCGACGACGGCGGUGACAACAACGACAACAACAACCACUGCGGCAAGGACCGCCAUCGACGGCUGUCCCACGACCAGGAUGAGUCGUCGUCUCGCGGCGGGUUGAGCGAGCGGGAGGAUACACCUGUGUCGGGGUUAGCCUCCUUACCUGCCCCGGUCUUGCCGCACCCUUUUUUUCCCUCGGUCGCCGCUGCAGCAACCACCUGUUUCGUGCCCGGCUUCUACCUCACCAACGGGCGAGGGGGCUUUCCUCCGCCGGCUUUCGCUGGCCUACCUCUCGGCCUUCCACCUCCUCCUGCGGCGUUUUCUUCAGGCGGCGCCGUGGAGCCUCGGGGUGCUGGAGGAUCGCAUUCUCUGCUCAAAGCCCAGGAUCUGUCCUCCCGACCGGACUCCCCAGAUAACCUGUCCGGGGACAGUUCAGGGGGCGGCUGCAGUGGGGGUAACGGACGGAAGCCGCGGAAGAACUAUAAGAACAUGACGAGGGAGCGGCGGGUGGAGGCCAACGCCAGGGAGCGCACCCGGGUGCACACCAUCAGCGCGGCGUUCGACGCCCUACGGAGGGCCGUGCCCUCCUACUCCUACAACCAAAAGCUGUCCAAGCUGGCCAUCCUCCGCAUCGCCUGCACCUACAUCAUGGCGCUGGCCCGCCUGGCCGACGUCGACUGCAGCUCCGAGCCGUCCGUGCCCCUGACCUUUGCGGAUUGCGUUGACCUGUGCACGAGGACGAUACAGACAGAGGGCAGGGCCCGGCGUCGUCACUGACCCUUGACCUCUCAAGCACCGUUCUUCAAGAAUGGUCCCGACAUACCUCUGUUGACCUCGUGUAGGGUUCUUCUCAUCGUGAGGUAAGAAAAGGUAAUGACUGAGAAUACGUGUCAUCAUGCCUCGAGGUUAGAGGCGAGUGUGUUUUGUCACCAGUGAUUAUUUCAAUGCAACACUGUCUUUGUUACCUUUGCCGGUGCAACAACAACAACAAAAUUCUUCAGAUGAAAGCCCCAGGCGUCACUACCACCGGUUGUUUGUGUGCCCUCGAUAUGUUUCUGUGUCGAAUGGUGUGAAUAGGAUUCACGGCUGGGGAUGUUCGACAACGACGACGGCAACAGCAUGUUGCAACUGGACUCAGUCAUGCGUAUUCACACGGUGUUCGAUGUUGCGGCGCCUGACCUGUAUCUGUGUUUGUAUGAAACGUGCACUGUAUACCCCGUAGGUCAGAAAUCAUCAUCGUUAUCAUCAUCAUCAUCAUCAUCGCCUCUCCCUUUGUCUGCGUGACGUGCGGGCUUGUUUGGAACUUGCUGUCGGUCAUGUGGCUGCUGUGGUUUUCAAUCCGGAGCCCGUGAUGUCACAUGGUGUCACAAGCCUGGUGUUUUCAUGUUCUCCAUGAACUCCUACGACGAGAAUAAUUUUGUUAGCACCUCCUGUCGCAGAGCUAACGGGAGUAAAGGUCACGCAGGAGGGCACGGUACUACGACACCUAACGGAAAAGCAUCAGGAAUGUUUGUGUACGAACAAUUGAUGUGAUCAGGUUACGAACUCAAGAGGAAAAAAGUUUUUGUUGAAGACGCUGGCGAUGUGCAAGGGAAAGGCGACGAUGUGCGAACAAACGGGAGAAACAAAAAUUGGCCGAUCAUCUCUCCUCCUCCCUGUCUAAGUUUUAUUGUUGAGAUGUAAGUAUAUAUCCCUGACUGAUGUUGAAUUGUUUACACUGUUCUCGUGUGUGUUCAUGUUUGCGGAAUUUUGUAACUGCUGUCGAGAGGAUGGCCGUCUUCUGACACUUAACUCAAGACUGUGGUGUUGUGACAUCACGUGACGUUCAUCCUACCAGCUGCUGUAUAUUCUACACGACACGUGCUGCUGGACCACGUGGAGAGAGCUGCGCUCCAUGUGGUGCAUCUGGUGCUACUCGACUCUUUGUCUCACCCAGUGGUACAUUUUCAGUUCCGAUCAGUAUUCCCCGCAAGGACCGGCGUGUGGACAGCUGUGACGUGCGCAGCGAGCUGGACAGCUGUGACGUGCGCAGCGAGCUGGACAGCUGUUGGGUAUUAUUAACGUGGACAACUGUUUAGUUCUGGCUGGAUCAUUGUGCGCCAGUACCAACUGCUAAUUACCAGCCGACAAGUGAGAGAGAGAAAGGACAAAUUAAUGGUUGACAUUAAUAAUGUAAACUUCGUAUCUUCACUGUGAUAAACGACUGAAUCCUUUUUUUUUUAAUCCACCGAGAAUGUUAAUCGGUUUAAUCGAUGCUGCAACAGCGAACGUGUGGGGUGUGUAUGUGUCUUGGACUGUAUAUAUGGUACAGGUGUGCAAGGUACAGGUGUGCAUGGUAGGUGUACAACGGAAAAGGUCCCAGCGAGCGAGAGAGAGAGAGAGCGUGAAUCCAAAAUUUUGCUGAUCGAUGUUAAUAUUGAAUGUUGUGGAAGAUUUAUUGUGAUUACAACUGUAUUAAUAUUCGCGGAUGAGCUCCGGGUUCGUGACGAAUAUUUCACCAAGUGUACUGCACUUUGCUUAUCCAACGGAAGUGAAUGUCGAGGAGGUCAUGUGACUUUGAUGAAAGCGCUCAGCGAUGAUAAACGAACAGCAGGCAACGACUGGUCAGUUCUGUGGCACUGGACCAGACAUUCCCCUCUCCCCCCACAAACUCCACCCCCCGCCGAUCUGUCUUACCGCAAAUCACGAUCUCUUCAAUCGAGAAAAAAAAACAGGUGACGAUAAAUGUAUAUGUUUCUUGCUGAAUUUUUCUUUUUCAAAAAAUACCAGCGUCUCAUUCAAUAUAUUACAGCGAUAUGAGCUUAUAUUUCA
Messenger RNA from Pomacea canaliculata, 3945 nucleotides. RefSeq lists its product as uncharacterized. Lineage: Eukaryota; Metazoa; Mollusca; Gastropoda; Architaenioglossa; Ampullariidae. Bases 892 to 1911 code for a protein of 339 amino acids. The transcript has a single exon. Gene Ontology annotation, molecular function: protein dimerization activity; DNA-binding transcription factor activity. The record is from RefSeq and is a predicted model, not a curated record.